This is a messenger RNA of Amorphotheca resinae ATCC 22711, 1936 nucleotides long. Its product is annotated as glycosyltransferase family 31 protein. Gene Ontology annotation, cellular component: membrane. Gene Ontology annotation, molecular function: glycosyltransferase activity. Lineage: Eukaryota; Fungi; Ascomycota; Leotiomycetes; Helotiales; Amorphothecaceae. The transcript is spliced from 2 exons. The record is from RefSeq and is a predicted model, not a curated record. The coding region runs from base 105 to 1460 and encodes 451 amino acids.
CCCAGUCUCUGCCAACCUCGGCCCUGAGAGAAGUACAUCAACGCAAGCCUUUCCUAUCCAACUUCCUACUUUCACUCCUGUCUUUAUCUUAUUAUACUUUCUCUAUGUUCAAGUUCACAACGCUCCGCGGCCGCUGCUCGGUUCUCCGCUUUGUUCUGCUGGCGUUGGUACUCCUCGCGCUUGUACAUCUGCAUUUUUCACUUCCACCAGGAGCCAAACUGUACCGCCCAAAAUGGAGCUGGAUUCCGCGGUUUUCGAGCAGCAGGUUCUUCCACAAGAAUGGCUACUUCAAUCAGGCAUGCGAUGCGUUGCCGGGCGCUGACCGCAUCGUGAUAACUGUCAAGACCGGAGCUACCGAGGCAUUUGAGAAGGUCCCUGUACAGAUGCUGACGUCCCUGCUGUGCGCGCCAAAUGUAUACGUUUUCUCCGAUAUGGCGCAGAAGAUUGGGGACAUCCAGAUAUACGAUGCGCUAGACACGAUUCCUUCUUCCGUCACGGACGGUAACACGGACUUCGAUAUCUAUCGCAUGCAGCAGAAAUUACAAGAUCAUCCAGAGAAGAUUGCCAGCGUGCUAAGGGGCAUGCGAGAUCCGCGAAGGCCGGAUGAUCUUGCUGCUUGGACACUCGACAAAUACAAGAACCUUCACAUUAUCGAGAAGACCUGGGCUCUCCAGCCAGAUAUGGACUGGUACUUGCAUAUCGAUGCGGACACCUACGUUGUCUGGCCAAGUCUCAUAGAGUGGCUUCAACGGCUUGAUCCUUCUAAAGACGCUUUCUUAGGCUCCCUAUCACUAAUUAACGAUCUUCCUUUCGCUCAUGGCGGAAGCGGAAUCCUACUCUCAGGAGUAGCAAUGCGCAAUUUCCUCGUCACACACAAUGGGACAAUUGAGCGCUGGGAUCCUAAGGUCCAUGACAAUUGCUGUGGGGACUGGAUCCUUGCCCAGGCGCUGAAAGAAUGCGGAACAGAUGUAAUGAACUCAUGGCCUACCAUCAAUGGGGAACCGCCAUCAACCAUACCGUUUGAUAAUGACCACUGGUGCCAGCCAGUCGUGACAAUGCACCAUGUGUCCCCAGUUGAGGCGCAACAGCUGGGAAACUUCGAACAGCAAAGGCUCAAUAAGAGUAAACCAUUAAUAUAUUCGGAGCUCUUCAUGAGUUUUUUUGCGGAUAACAUACCUGAACAGAUGGAAGACUGGGACAAUACAUCUGGAGACGCAACUGUGCUCCAUAUCCACUCGGCAGAAGAAUGCGCCAAGGCAUGUGCCAAAAAAGAGGACUGUUUUCAAUCUCUCUACAAUGGUGAAGAGUGUACCCUAGGAACAAAGAGCAUUGUAUUUGGUAAGAAGCGUGAGCCUGAGGGUGGCAAGAAGUGGCAGAGCAGCUGGAACACAACCAGGAUCAAGGAAUGGAUUGCGAACCAAGAGUCCUGCGAUGCUCUCAAAUUCCCUUACCAGGAUUGAGAUAGGAAGGGAUAUCUGAUCCAAUCGGGUGGAGGACAAGAUGAAUGUCCGUUAUCUGCAAUCAUGACACGAAAGCCGCGAAAAGGACAUUCUCCUGGAGGGAAGUCAGAGCCUCGCAGCGACGUCUUGCAAGAGACACGUGGUUGAGGGAUAGGCUUUGGUGGCCAUCUUAGAUAUAAUCGGAUAGAUUGUACAUCUGAUAGCGGAUAGAGUAUGAUUGGUCCCAGGAAAACGGGACCGGGUACGUGAUAAAGCAUAGCGGGAGGUACCUAAAGUACGGACGGGGGUGGCAGGACCCUGAGCCGCUGAGCGCUUUGGGCCGAGGUGGGUCGAGGAGGGGUAACUGGCUCCUGCUAGUCUCCUGAUCGAAGCCUCGAUAAAUGACGAUGAACGUGGUCUGACAUCGGGUUGUGAAGACGGUAAAGGGACAUUGACUUUAGAGGGACUACCUACAUGUACCUGUUCACAAACCUCGC